This is a messenger RNA of Aedes albopictus (Asian tiger mosquito), 1500 nucleotides long. RefSeq lists its product as uncharacterized. The transcript has a single exon. Gene Ontology annotation, molecular function: zinc ion binding; nucleic acid binding. Bases 1 to 1500 code for a protein of 499 amino acids. Lineage: Eukaryota; Metazoa; Arthropoda; Insecta; Diptera; Culicidae. The record is from RefSeq and is a predicted model, not a curated record.
AUGCCGCUGGAGCAUUCACCGAAAAAACCGACGAACGAUGCCGCCAACGACGUAGUGAAUUUCCGACUACAGCAAAACGCUUCCAACGAUCACCAAACGGGAAUUGCCGCCGAUACCGCGACGAUGACAACCAUCAAGUCGUUGUCACGCCAACGACAUCACGUGCUGAACAAAGUGUUCCGCAUCAAGGAAUCAUUGGAUCGCCAGCUCGGAUUGUCGGACCUCGAAGUGUUGUUUUGCAAUUUGCAGUCGGCAUACGCGGAGUUUGCUGGUUUCCACAGCCAGAUUGUUGCCGUCAUCCCGGACGAAGCGAUGGAACAGGAGGAAGAAACUUAUGUACGAUUCGAAGCCCUGUACAAUUUCACAUUCGCUGGAGUUAAGAAACGCAUCAUGAAUCAACAUGCCCAACCAGCUCCACAAGUGGUCAUCCAUCAGCAGCCAUUGAAAGCGCCCAUUCCAACGUUCGACGGCGACUACGCAAACUGGCCAAAAUUCAAGGCAGUGUUUCAAGACGUCAUUGCGCUUUCACGUGAUUCCGAUGCGAUUAAGUUGUACCACCUCGAUAAGGCGCUGGUGGGAGCAGCUGCAGGAGUACUCGACACGAAGACGCUGAACGAAGGUAAUUAUGCACAAGCUUGGCGUAUUCUAUCCGACAGGUACGAGAACCAACGAAUGAUAGUCGAGACACACAUCCGUGGUCUCUUAUCCCUGAAGAAGAUGACGUCCCAAUCCAGCAAGGAGCUUCAACGCUUGGUCGACGACUGUACAAAGCAUGUCGAGAGCUUGGAAUACCAAAAACAGCCACUCUUGGGAGUGUCCGAGCUUGUGGUGGUGUACCUACUCACAUCCGCCCUAGACGAUUCGACGAGGUUGCAAUGGGAGCAAUCUAUGGCAUCGAGCACCGAUCUUCCGAAAUACGAUGAAACGGUAAAUUUCCUGCAAUCCCAGUGCAAGGUGCUGGAAAGAUGGGAAGCCGCCCGUUCAACGACGACAAUUGAGACGAACUUCGAACCGAAACAAUCAUCGACAGAAUCAAAACUUCCUAGCCAGCAAGUGUUCGCAACUACAACAGAGAGCCAGGAACCGAAGGACAAGUGCGACUUUUGCCGCGGAUUUCACUUGAACUACCAAUGCAACAAGUUAAACGCACUGUCUGCCAAUGACCGAAUGGAGAAAGUGAAAGCAGCGGGCAUUUGCUUCAAUUGCCUGCGAAAGGGGCACCAGGUGAAGAAUUGUCCGUCACCGAAAUCCUGCCGAAAGUGCCAAUCUCGGCACCAUACUCAAUUGCAUGACGAUGAUGCAAAUGUGACACCGGCGUCCACGUCUACUGCAGCUUCAACCAUCCCUGAUGACAACCUGGAGCAGGCCCACGAGUCUGUUUCAUCUACAUCGAACCCAAUCCCGACGAGCGAGCAACCUGUGCCCACCAGUUGCUCGUGUCAAAACCCAGUAAUCGAAAACCGUUUUGUUGCUCACUGCGGUUAUUUUGGUGAGCGAUGA